Salmo salar (Atlantic salmon) is the source of this 1517-nucleotide messenger RNA. It is a transcript of the gene adorb1a, whose product is annotated as adenosine receptor B1a. Gene Ontology annotation, molecular function: G protein-coupled adenosine receptor activity. Gene Ontology annotation, cellular component: plasma membrane. NCBI's taxonomy places the organism in Eukaryota, Metazoa, Chordata, Actinopteri, Salmoniformes, Salmonidae. Gene Ontology annotation, biological process: G protein-coupled adenosine receptor signaling pathway. The record is from RefSeq and is a predicted model, not a curated record.
GUGUGGUCACAGCAGUAGCUGGGAGAGAGGUGGUACUUUGUAGAGAUGGCAGCAGAUCAAUACUAAUGCAUUCCCUUUCUCACAAGUCCUCCUGACGAACACUGCUCUUCAUUAGAGAGAGGGAGAGUCAGGCACAGAACAAGACGGACCUUCUUCGUUUUAAGCAUCCUUAUUCUGACUAGCUACCGUUUGGAAAAUGACAGAGAUCAUCACAGCAUCACUGAAUCUCUCAACCUCCCUUCUCUUCGACAACUCAACCUUCCCCCCAUACCGUCAACCCCUCUGGACCUCCUCCUUCCUCUCUUCCACCCCUCCUCCCCCUGACCUGGUGGUGUCCCCCAACGUUGUGUACAUGGUGGCUGAACUCAUCAUAGCAACCCUCUCCACCGUGGGUAACCUGCUGGUGUGUGCCGCCGUUGGCCUCAACAGGAAGCUACGUACUGUCACCAACUACUUCCUAGUGUCGCUGGCCGUAGCCGACAUCUGCGUGGGUGCACUGGCCAUCCCUUGCGCCAUCCUCACUGGCGUUGGCGUGCCCCGCCACAACCUCUACCUGUGUCUGCUGAUGCUAAGUGUGCUCAUCAUGCUAACCCAGAGCUCCAUCUUCAGCCUGCUAGCUGUAGCUGUGGAGCGCUACGUGGCCAUCUUCCUGCCCUUCCGCUACCACACGCUUAUGACGCCACGCAACGCUAUCCUAGUUAUCCUGGUGACCUGGGUGCUGGCUUUCCUCAUUGGCCUGGUGCCCCUCAUGGGCUGGCACAAAACGCCGCCCGACUCGGGCUACUGCUUCUUUGUGUUCGUGGUGGACAUGACCUAUAUGGUCUACUUCAACUUCUUUGCCUGCGUGCUGGCGCCCCUGGUGGUCAUGUUCCUCAUCUACGCCAAGAUCUUCGUGACAGUCAAGCGGCAGGUACGGCGCAUCGCAGCAGAACGCGGGGGCGGCGUGGGGGGUGCGGAGGGGCAGGCAGCCCAGGCGGCCAGCAUGAAGAGGGAGAUAAAGACGGCCACGUCGCUGUUCCUCGUCCUCUUCCUCUUCACUGCCUGCUGGAUACCGCUGCACGUCAUCAACUGCUUCCUGCUGCUCUGCCCCGGCUGCCCUGUGCCUCUGGAGCUCCUCCUCACCGCCAUUAUCCUAUCACACGCCAACUCUGCCGUUAACCCCUUCCUGUACGCGUACAAGAUGAAGACCUUCCGGAACACCUUUAAGGCCAUCUUCCUCUGCUGUAGAGCUCUAGGGGACUGGGAGGAGGCGGCCGAUGGCGGUGGGACCACCACCCACAGGACCUGACCGAAGACCCGUUGGUACCGUCUGACUCACCACUCCUUAAUGUUCAACUGGUGAGGAUUAUGUACCAUCUGGUGGUCGUUAUGCCCAGAGAACUGUCUUUUACAAUAAACAGAACUGCUAGAAUAUCAGGGCCACAUCUCCCGACUAACGUUAAUAUACCACUAUGUACAUUCCAGUAAAGUUGAAGUUGUUGGACACCAGACUACUUUAUUUGCUUCAUUAGAGAAAG